UCCGCCUGGCCAAUUUAAAGCUUGUGGAAAUUUCUUCCCCCUCAGGGAAAGCUUAUGUGAGGAUUUUCUUUUUUAACAGUUCAUUCUGUGAAACCAUUUUUUUCUUGUUUGCUGUUAGAAAAUGUUGGAGCUGAACACAAGGCUUUCAUUGCAGCACUUUAUUUGGAAGCGUGUUACUUCUGGGCACAUGCUGUCUGCAAGGAAGAUAGUUAUUUGCUAUUCUGUAUUUCUUGUUAGAUUGUGAUCAAGGGAACUAAAGAAGGAUGUAGACAGAUUGUUAAUGUAUCUCUUCAAGCUGUGUUUGAGCACUCCAAACCAAAAUAGAAAAAUAAUGAUUCAUAUCAGACUGCUUAUUUCCUUUUCCACAUAAUGCUGCCUGUUAUGGGAAACUCUGAAAGGCUGAAUCAUUAUUUAUGAGCAUCAGUACAGCUGGAAGGUGUCACAGCAACAUUGGCCGUAUGCGACUGUAUUGGAAUUUGUAUCAGAUACCUCUUUUGGCAGGUUUCCAUGUGAACAGAAACAAAGAUUCACUGGCACAAAGCUUCGUCUCAUAAGGAAAUCUCUCUUCUUCAAAUAUUCUGGAGGCCAGCUUUUAUACUGCAUCCAUAGGAAACGUCUCCACUACAGCCUUUCACCACACAGGAGACAGACUGAAGAUACAGGCAACUGGCAAAUGUGAAAGCAAUGAAGACAUGUUCUGAGGUUGGCAGCGCUUUUUAUAGUACACGCAUUUUCUGGGAAGGGCAUAAGAAGGGAGAUAAACAGGAGAUGGUUGUGGCAAGCUGAGAAGUAACUGUAGCAGACCAAGAUGUUCUAAAGAGAAGAUCACGGCAAAAAGGUCCUCAGGCUUCAUCAGCCACCAGCUGAUCACAUUGCAGCAGCAUAGGUGUUGCCAUGAGGAUCAGGAGGUGUCCUGUCUGCUUCGCAGCUUGUCUUUUGGUUGUGCUGGGUAAACACGAGAGAGAGCCCAAUGUAGAGGCAGAGCACAUGUUUUAAGAGAGCUGACAACGCAGUUCCUGCACAUACAUGCAUCCAUGUAAGAGUAGCCCAAGUCCAGAGGCCUCUGUGGCACUGCAUGGACAUAAGAACUGUUGCAUGUGUGGGGUUAGACUCUGGUUUUUGAGAGAUGAUGCUCCGAAGAGGAUUUAUUCUAUUUCUCCCCCGACUUGCAGGCCUGCUGGUGGUGGCCUGUUGCUCAGUAUCUAUUGUUUAUAUGUUGGCUUGCACACCCAAGGGUGACAACCGGCAGCUUGCUUUGCCCAGGGUACACAGUCCGACUGCAAAGGAGGGAUAUGAAGCUAUUCUGCAAGAGCAAGAAGAGCAACACCGCAACUACAUCGUCAGCUUGAAGAAACAAAUUGCCCAGCUGAAGGCUGAGCUCCAGGGCAGGAGCAAGCAGCUUAAGAAUGUGCAGGAACAGUACCCAGACCCCUUGGACAUUCGGCUUGACCACAGUAACCCAGAGAAGGCCCAGGCUAACCUGUUGGCUUUCCUCCAUUCCCAAAUAGACAAAGCAGAGGUGCACAGCGGCAUUAAGCUGUCCACAGAGUAUGCAGCCGUGCCCUUUGAGAGCUUUACCCUGCAGAAGGUGUACCAACUGGAGACAGGGCUGACGCGCCACCCAGAAGAGAAACCUGUAAGGAAAGAUAAGCGAGAUGAGUUGAUAGAGGUGAUCGAGUUAGCUGUUGGGAGUUUGAACAACCCAGAGAGGGAUGGCAAUGCAAAACACCGCGUAUACACAGCCUCUGACUUCAUUGAAGGGAUCUACCGCACAGAAAAAGACAAAGGCACAUUGUAUGAGCUGACUUUCAAAGGAGACGCAAAACAUCAGUUCAAGAAGAUUGUUUUAUUCCGGCCAUUUGGACCUGUAAUGAAAGUGAAAAAUGAAAAUGUCAAUAUGGCUGACACACUUAUUAAUGUCAUUGUGCCAUUGGCCAAGAGAGCCAGCAAAUUUCGGCAAUUCAUGCAGAAUUUCAGGGAAAUGGGCAUUCGGCAGGAUGGGAGAAUUCACCUCACUGUAGUUUACUUUGGAAAAGAACAAAUGAAGGAAGUCAAAUCAAUACUUGAAAAUACCUCCAAGUCAGCCAACUUUAAGAACUUCACCUUCAUCCAGCUGAAUGAAGAAUUUUCCAGGGGCAAAGGAUUAGACAUUGGUGCUCGAUUUUGGAAAGGAAACAAUGUUGUUCUCUUUUUUUGCGACGUGGACAUAUACUUCACAGCUGAAUUCCUAAACUCCUGUAGACUUAACACACAGCCAGGGAAGAAGGUGUUUUAUCCUGUUCUCUUCAGCCAGUAUAACCCCAGUAUAAUUUAUGGCCACCAUGAUUCCAUCCCACCUUUAGAACAGCAGCUGAUUAUUAAAAAAGAAACUGGAUUUUGGAGAGACUUUGGUUUUGGGAUGACUUGCCAGUACAGAUCUGAUUUUCUCAACAUAGGUGGCUUUGAUCUGGACAUUAAAGGCUGGGGUGGUGAAGAUGUGCAUCUGUACCGCAAAUACCUUCACAGCAACCUCAUCGUGAUCCGAACGCCUGUUAGGGGUCUCUUCCAUCUGUGGCAUGAGAAGCAGUGUCCGGAUGAGCUGACCCCAGAGCAGUACAAAAUGUGCAUGCAGUCCAAGGCCAUGAAUGAAGCUUCUCACGGCCAGCUUGGGAUGCUUGUUUUCAAGCAAGAGAUUGAGACACAUUUGCACAGGCAGAAACUGAGCAGUAAGAAGACAUGAAGCCAGAAGGGAAAGCAAAAAGCCUCUGAAUUGGACUAUAGGGUGUUUAUGAAAAGAGUUGCUAAUGAGAAAAGAUGGGACGAGACUGAAAGAGGAUGGAGAUUCCAGCAGGAUGGCAGCAAAAGAAGAUGAAGGAAAGUGCUUGUACUUGCCUCUGGGGGAGGCUUGAACACUUGUUGACAUUCAAGGUCACAGAGGCAAUGAACAUUACGUAAAUGCCAGUUUGGUAUUCACAAUAACAAAUGGAUGUGCUAUUCCAUUGAAAUGUUUGUAAGAUGCGUAUAGUUAUUUAAAGGUUUGACCCUUUGAUGGGCCAAUAAUAAUGAUUCUUUUUCUACAUCUAACCUGACCGAUCUAAAAAGGGCUAUUUUUGAAUAAGUACAGAGCUCCUGCUCUGAGAUGGACUUUUGAUUGUUAACAAUGUUUAAGAUGGAGUGACCAAAAAUCUUUUCCCCUUAAGGGGCUGGGGCGGGGGGGGCAGCAGCAGUGCACUAGCAAGGUAUUCCCGGUUCAUUCAGAGACAAGAGGCAUCUCAGAAAGUGCUUUCUAAAAUUUUGAAAGGGAAAGCCAUACCGACGAAGUGUAAUGUUUCAAAAAUGCUGGAGGGUAGUAUUUGUUCUCUUGUGUGGACAGUGAACCAAAAGCAAUGAGCCAUGUCUGUAUCACAAGAAUCAUAUGGUGUAUUUCUGCUUUAGAAUACUGUAAGUAUCUCAAGAUUUAUUUUUAAAUGAAGUUGGUUUUGCUUGGGAAUUAUUUUGUCAUACUUCAGGUUUUCUAUGUCUAGCCUUAGUAGGAAAUACCACAGUCUUGCACCAUUUGGAAAAUGCACUGCAGGUCUGUGUUUCCUGUGGAUGGAUAGUGGGUUCAGAUAAGUGAAGUGGUUUUUCUACACACCCUGGUUGCUGGAAGGCAGAAGCUUUAGCAUACUGAAGAAAAGGAAAUACAUGUCACCUUGCAGUACUGAUUUUAACUGGAGGCUUUAAACUCCAGAUCUGAUAAACAUUUUCUGACUUUACACCAAAGUAUUCCUUCUAAACCAAAUAUAGGGUCUUGCCCAGGGCAUAGCAAGCUUUUUGUAAUGACAAAAUAAAUUUUUGUUAUGUAUUACUGGACCCUGAAAAUUCUCUUAUGAUAAUUAUAAAUGCAUCCUAAAAAAAUAAUUUCCUUCUUAAUAGAUAUUUUCCAUUGAAAUCAUUGAAAGCAUGAGUUAUUGCUUUUAUAAAGCAUUUUCUUUUAAUACUGACUGAUAUUUGUCAUUUUAAUAUUACUAUCAACAAAAACUUACAUGAGCUUGGAAAUCUCAUUUGCUUACCUAAAUGUUUUUUCUCCAACUGAUCUCUUUUUUUUAUAGCUUUAGAUUAAAUCAAGGCAGACUGAAACUAGAUUGUAAUUUGGUUUUUGGCUUGUAAAAGCUUGAGGAAGAAAUAUGCAAGAUAUCACUAAACAAUAAAUAAAAUGCUAUUUGUCAUGCCACUGUAUA
Molecule: messenger RNA, 4199 nt
Organism: Cuculus canorus (common cuckoo)
Lineage: Eukaryota; Metazoa; Chordata; Aves; Cuculiformes; Cuculidae
Gene: CSGALNACT1
Product: chondroitin sulfate N-acetylgalactosaminyltransferase 1
Exons: 12
Coding region: 1127-2719 (530 amino acids)
Cellular component (GO): Golgi cisterna membrane
Molecular function (GO): glucuronosyl-N-acetylgalactosaminyl-proteoglycan 4-beta-N-acetylgalactosaminyltransferase activity
Source: RefSeq, a predicted model, not a curated record